CCUUGUCGAUCAUUCCUGCAUGGCUUGAAAGCCCUUGCGUUCACUCUUUGUCAUUUACUACCAGUUUCAUCAUUUGGUUUUUCAUUUUGCGUCGCCAAUGGAGGCAAUCCGCUCAUUCGCCUGCUCCCUGUGGGAGUCGGCCACGUUCUGGAAGACGACCGCGCUGGUCCUUGCAUUGCUGAACCUGAAGACUCUCCCCUUGGUGUGGCAUAUCCGCGUCUAUCGCUACUUCUUCAAGCAUGGCUACCUCAUCACCCCGGCCGCCGAGCAGCCGCCCCGACCCAGCACUGAGAUCCUCGAGCCCCUGAGCAUCUACUCGCGCGCCCCUGUGAUGGAAAUCGACUUCAACAUGCACAAGUCCAACUCAACCUACUUCUCCGACCUGGAUGUGUCGCGUACGGCGCUGAUGUCCAACCUCGUCGUCAAGGGCGCCGCGCUGCUGGAGAAACGGCUGGAGACCCAAGGCAAGAAGGGUUUUCUGGGUUUCAUCCUCGGCAGCGUCUACACCAACUUCAAGCGCGAGAUUCCCGCCUACACUAAGUACGAGGUCAAGUCGCACAUCGCCAGCUUCGAUCAAAAGUGGGUGUACAUCGUCACCUACUUCCUCAAGCCGAACACACGGCCCGCCAAGUCGGGGGCAACCGAGGACCCCGAGAAGCUCAUGAAGCGGCUGUACGCGGUGUCCAUCAGCAAGUACGUGCUCAAGAAGGGUCGGUACACGGUUCCUCCCAAGGAUGCGUUCGAGGCGGCGGGCUACACUCCGUUCUUUGCUGCUGCGGAGACCAACGGACAUGCUACGGGCGCUCAGAACGGCCAUGCCAAUGGGGAGGCCGUCCAGCGGAAGGCCGAUGGCGCCGGAGACUCGGAGGAGUGGGAGCGGUUGAAGAAGGAGGUCGAUCGGGGAUUGACUGUCAUUCAGCCCAUUGUGGAGCAGGAGGAGAAGCUUUUGGAGGAUUAUGUCUAUAAGAUGAGUCGUCCUGGAUUUGCAUAAGCGAGGAGAUGCAUUUGUUGGGGGGUUGGAGUUGAACAAGAGGCGCAUAU
Molecule: messenger RNA, 1041 nt
Organism: Aspergillus homomorphus CBS 101889
Lineage: Eukaryota; Fungi; Ascomycota; Eurotiomycetes; Eurotiales; Aspergillaceae
Product: acyl-CoA thioesterase
Exons: 2
Coding region: 98-991 (297 amino acids)
Source: RefSeq, a predicted model, not a curated record